AUGACACCUGAGGCCGUGGCCGAGGGCGCCGUUUCUCUGCCUCCCGUUCACGAUGCUAUCCGUGACCAGCCUGACAUCUUCAUCCCCCCGAUGCACUGGGACAGCCGCAUCCUCAACCUUCUCGACAUAAGCUGGCAGCCUCAGGAGACCGCCGCCGUGAUGGACCUCAACGAGCCAGGCCAAGGUGUUGAUUUACCCGGCAUAUCGACCCUUGCGCCCACAGUGACCCCAGGACAUACUUCUUACCUCGUGCGCGCGUUCGCUGAUGCUCACUAUCUUUCUCACAGUCGACACCACUCCAUGCGUACCCUAUUGCACUUUCCCGACGGCGACGAUAGGCCGGCCAGCAAACUACAGCCGCCGCAGCAGCAGCCGCACUUCUUCCUCAAGUGCGUCGAUGAUGCCAAGUUUCUUCGGUUUCCUUACGGCCACUGGGCUGCCACUGUCCCUAUCGAUCACGGAAGGAAGACCAAGAACAGGCAGAAUAGCGCAAAGGGUGCACAACCCGAGCAUUACAACACCUUCAAGCCUAGCCCUCGAUGUCUUCCUUUUCCGGUCCUCUUCAUACGCAAAUGUUUCCUUCCGCCGACAUGGCCCCCAAUCACAACUCUGGUCCCCACUCAUUUGCAUCUUGCCUACCUCGACGUAGGAGACAUUGAGGCCUACGCAAGUGCAUUUCCCGUCCGCAACCGUCGCUGGAAAGGGAAGCGAGGCAGCACGAACUCCUCGCCAGCAGGCGAUUCAUCUGGAGAUGGAUAUGACUACGACGAGACAGACAAGCUGGUUGACAGGGCAUCAAUCGCCGCAUUAAUGAUCACUUUGGCCAACUUCACUCGCCGCCAUGCAGACCGCACACUUCAGUACCCAGUGAAAGCAGGUCAACCGCCCUCGACCACGGCCCAACUACUCUUCACAUAUACUCAUGAUACGAAAUACGUCUAUCUUUAUAGCGGGCGGAUUACGGACCUGCUUCUAGACCGUCUGUUUCAACCCAACCAGGGCUUUUCGCGACCACAAGGUUCUUCCAGUGCCACUAUUCGGCUAUUGCGUAUUCCCUUCGAUCCGCAACCAAGCUUCGCCCAGCGCCUCGUCACCCACGUCGACCUCGAGGCUGCUCGCUGCCAAGAGCUCCUGCGUGAUACGGUCCCUUCGUCUGUUUCCAAACGGAGUCUCGCAGGAGAAUACGAGGACGAAGUUGAGAAGCCCAAUUUAAGCGGCCAUCAAGAGACGGAUGGUAGCGGCCAAGAGAGCGCGCAAGACACUAAACGCCGCAGGCUGAAUAAGGAAAAGGUUGCCGUCAGUCCCAGUCGCCCACUCGCGUCGCAUGACCUCAAUGCAGACACUGCUACAACAAGUUUCGAAACCCUUCCCAUUUCUGACAAGAUUUGA
This is a messenger RNA of Neoarthrinium moseri, 1389 nucleotides long. RefSeq lists its product as uncharacterized. The record is from RefSeq and is a predicted model, not a curated record. NCBI's taxonomy places the organism in Eukaryota, Fungi, Ascomycota, Sordariomycetes, Amphisphaeriales, Apiosporaceae. Bases 1 to 1389 code for a protein of 462 amino acids. The transcript is spliced from 2 exons.